AUGCUGAGUUUUGAUGAGGGAGAAGAGGUUUUCUUUGAUACCAGAGAUUACUUGUCGAACGAGCCUGUUAUUGUAAAAGAAGAUUCAGAUUUAGGCUAUGAGAUUUGGUUGAGAGAGCCAAAUAGUGUUAAGGAAAGAAGGGAGAGUUUUCUAAAGAGAAUGGAUUUUGUGGAAUGUCAAUCCCCUCAUGAAUUAGAGACAAUGGGGGUGGAAAGGGUUAUUCAAUCUACUGAAGUAAUUUCGAGUUCUUGUGGAUUGUGUGGACCUAGCAUCGGUGAUCAUUUGGUAUGUAAAAGAGAGGAAUUGGACGGUGGAGCCAAUUAUUUGGUACAUGAUUCUGACCGAGAUUGGUUAGAUGAUAUGACCAUUGAUGCGGAGAGGCAAAUUAAUGAAAAUCCUCUCUGCACUGAACAAUAUAAGCUUAACCAAAUCCGAGUUUGUUCACAAGAAAACAACAAUGUGAGUAAGAUGAAGAAAAAGAACAAAAUGAUGCACUGUUGGAAGCAUUUUGUACAGAAGAUGAGGAAAAACCGAGGCACUAAAUCAUCCAAUGAAGCAAAACUAGUUAGGGAAGAAGUAACUAUGAGUUGGAUGAAGAUGGAACAACAUAAGAAGAGGUUUAUGGAGUGUACUGCUGUCUAUGCUGUACAAGAAAUUAGUGCUCACGAUGGCCUAAUUUGGACCAUGAAGUUUAGUCCCGAUGGCCAAUAUUUGGCUAGUGGAGGUGAAGACGGAUUGGUUUGCAUAUGGCGUGUGACUUCGCUAGAUCCCUUUUGCAAGACUUCGAAAUACAAUUUUGGUAUCCAGUCGAUGGAAGGCAAGUCGAGUUCUCAAAGACAAAAUUUGAGUGGUACUUCCAUCGUAAUCCCAGAAAGGAUUUUCCAUAUCGAAGAGCAGCCACUGAAGAAAUUUAGUGGUCAUGCCGUUGGUGUUCUAGAUGUGGCAUGGUCCACAACCAAUCAUAUUCUAUCUUCAUCCAUGGACAAAACUGUUCGCUUAUGGCAUGUAGAUUCUGACAAAUGUCUCGGUGUUUUUUAUCACAGUAAUUAUGUAUCAUGUGUUCAAUUCAACCCUGCGGACGAGAACUACUUCAUCAGUGGCUCCAUAGAUGGUAAAGUUCGAAUAUGGGGUGUUCACGAUAGGAGAGUGUUGGAUUGGGCGAAUGUGCGAGACGUAGUAACAGCAGUGUGCUACCAGCCAAAUGGCAAGGGAUUUAUCGUCGGGUCUGUUUCUGGUAACUGCCGUUUCUACGAAAAAUCAGGUAUUGAAUUUCUGCUAAAUGCAGAGAUAGCCAUUCGGGGUCGAAAGAAGUCGCCUGGCAACAAAAUUACUGGCAUUCAGUUUCUGAAAAAUGAAUCUCGAAGAGUAAUGGUAACGUCAGAGGACUCGAAAAUUCAUAUACUUGAUAGGCUCAAGGUCGUCCGUAAAUAUCGAGGUCUACCAAAGUCAAAAACUCAGGCUUCGGCUUCAUUUACUUCUAGUGGACGACACAUAAUAUCAGUUGGGGAGGACUGUCGUAUUUAUGUCUGGAACUAUGAUGAUUUGAUCAUCCAGACAUCCAAACAAGCCAAACCUGUACGUUCCUGCGAACAUUUCUUCUUUCAAGGCGUGUCAGUUGCUUUACCAUGGUCAGGAGUUGAUACAGAACAAGAUAGUUCAGCUUGUGAUUGUUUCCAACCUCGUCAACAAACACAUGACCACCAAGAGGCAUCCUUGAGGGUUCAGGAUUCGGGACGUUUCUCCCUGGCAAAUUGGUUCUCCAUGGAUGGAUCGUCCGGGUCCUCUAUAACAUGGCCUGAGGAGAAACUUCCUUUAUGGGAUUUACCACCUUCUGAACAUGAUUCUCAGCCAUGUAACAACUAUAGUGAUCAUCUUCAUCCGCAAAAAUUGAAGAAUAACAGCCAUGGCUCAAGAAUUCUUUCGACGGCAUGGGGCCUUGUGAUUUUGACAGCUGGUCGAGAUGGAAUGAUUAGGACAUUCCAUAAUUAUGGAUUGCCAAUCAAAACUUAA
This is a messenger RNA of Fraxinus pennsylvanica, 2010 nucleotides long. NCBI's taxonomy places the organism in Eukaryota, Viridiplantae, Streptophyta, Magnoliopsida, Lamiales, Oleaceae. The record is from the annotation of a GenBank genome assembly.